This is a messenger RNA of Biomphalaria glabrata, 4919 nucleotides long. RefSeq lists its product as uncharacterized. The transcript is spliced from 13 exons. The coding region runs from base 374 to 1612 and encodes 412 amino acids. The record is from RefSeq and is a predicted model, not a curated record. Lineage: Eukaryota; Metazoa; Mollusca; Gastropoda; Planorbidae.
GAAAAAAAAAUCUCUCAACCACCCACGCAGACGUCACGCGCAACGUCACCAAUACCCGCCAGACGUCGCAUGUCUCUGGAACAAAUUCCAGCACCUUGUCAAGCAGGCGAGAGCGACCAGGGCGAGCCCGUGGAGUCUACCAGGCAGUAGUGAGCAGAGCUUUGUUUCCAGCGGCCACGGGCAGGCAAUCGCAACAGCAACAAUAACAUCAACACACACGGGAAAAGAAACAUCAAGAGUGCCAGAUUCUCCAACGAGAGCAAGCCCUAAGACCCUAAAUAGUUUAAGUCCAGGUAUACCGAGCCAAGAAGCUGGUUUUAUAGAGUCGCUAAGCGUUUACUUUUCAAAUCAAGAACAAAACAGCAACACAAGAAUGUCUAUCAGUUACGUCACUCCGCUUGUCUACGUCAUCCUACUCUCCACGUCAGUUUUCUCCGCGCCCUUGAACAGCAAGCCAGAUGAAGUGAAGAAGAGAAGUGUGGACUCAGCAUCUAGCAAGGGUCAAGAGCAGGAGGAAGAUCUUCGUGACCUUCUCAACUUAGUCAACAAAGAAAGUCACCAAAAUGACGUCAUGGUACACAAAGAGAAAGUCUCCCAUUUUGAAAACAAGAACGGAGAGAAGGUCAAAGUUGAAGAGAAAGAAGAAAAAGUGGUGGAUGCUAAAACUGGAAACGUGAUAGCCGACGUGAAACAGGAAGUGAAACAAGAAGCUACGGGAAAUUCCAAACCAGAGACGAUCGUGAAAACAAAAAUCGACAUUCCCUCAGAGGAUGUCCAUGAAACUUUUGUCCAGGAAGGCACGGACCCCUCUAAGGACAUCGCCCAUGAGGAGCAGGACCUGGAACCAGAGCUGACCCCAGCGGAUAUGGCUGAGUACCUCUAUUUAACCCAGCAGUUUGAUGCGUUCUAUGCAGCACUGGAUCGACUGGUUAACCAAUCAAAGAUGACCUCUGAGGAUGCCCAGAACUACGCCAAGAGUGUAGCUCUCCAGUACCAGAAACUUCAAAUUGAGGAUUACGAAGACAGGGUCCUGGCUGAGAAACGGAUGUACCCAAGGUAUCCAGUCGACCUGGAGCAGGUCCCAAUCGUAGACAUGGAGAGUCAGAGUGGACCAGGUUACGCUGCAGCUGACCGAUACGCACCAGCUGAACUCUUUGGUUACCCAUCCCAGGCGGAAGAACAAUAUUUGGCGCAAUCCCAGGAUUUUGGUGGGGAUAUCAAUCUCUACGACUUUCUGGCUGCUCUCUGGAACGAGGCCUAUGGGAAAGGUAACGAGGAAGCCAAAGAGAUUGUACGCAUGCUGUACGAGAGGGUCAGCCAAGACAAUAAUCCAGACGACAUUGGACAGAUCAGAGACAUCUUAGUUGAUACAGUCGCCGCUUCCCUGAACGAGAAACCGUACAACGUCAGGCCUAACGAUGUCAUUUCACAAACAUCGGCACUCAAGAACGCCAGGCCAGUAGAAGCUCUUAAGGAAACACCCAAAGAAAAAGUCAAGGAAGAGGCUCUCAAGAAAGUUGAGGAGAAAAUCGUGAAGGAAGUCAAAGAGGAAAUCAAAGAGGCAAAAGCUGAAAAACAAGCAGAGGCUAAAGCAGAACAACAGAAACAAUAAGCAAUGAAAGGUUUGUAUGACUGAUGGACGUAUAUCUGAGUUGUACAGAUGAAUUUCCGACUGCUGGAUGAAUGACAGCAACAUGUGAGAAACAACAGAGCCAUCCUCACUUUCAGGAGCGUGUACUCUUGAUGAAAUCUAAAAAGACCUUAUCUUGAAAGGGAAAUAAUUGAGAAAAUAACGUUUUUAAUGCCACUACUCAUGUGUUUGGAAAGGAAAUGAAAUCAUUGGAAACAACUGAAUGGACCCUUCAAGAAACACAAAUAAAUGUGAACUAAAACAAAAUAACAAUGGAAGAAAAAAUCAAACCUCUAGAAGCAACUAAUUUCGAAAAUGAAAAAAAAAAAAAGGAUUUCUAAACUCAAGUCAUCAAAUAUAAUGCGAAAUCUGCAACAUGUCUUACUUUGUCCUUAUUGCUGUGGCAUAUUACCGUGUUUGCAUACUGUGUACAAUAUUUUGUUUCUCUUUCUUUCAACUAUAGUUUCUGAUUUUUAUUUGAUUUUAAUAAUUCAGAAUCUUUUCACAAUUUUUUAAAUUUUUCUUUGAAUUUAUUUUUCAAAAAUAAAUCUUGUGAAAAAUCGAUUUUACUUAUUUUUUUUAAUUGCAGAUUUUUAAAAAAAAAAAUAUUUUAGUUGGCUAAAAAAAUGUUUGGAAAAAAAAUGCUAAUUGUCUGUGGCUGGUAUGUUGCACACGUUUGAGUUGCAGUUGCACAUUCAUGGUGUUGUUGUUAGGCUUUUGUGCUAAGAUGUUUCAUUCUAAUUUUGUAUAACUAUUUUCCAACUACCGGUAAUCUAUAAAUAUAUACAUAAACCUAUAAACUGAUACAAUAUUUACACUUUAUACAUUGUGACAAUAGUGUUCAAAUCAAUCUUAUGUUUAUACCUUGUCCUCAAACUGACUCUAAAUGUUUGGCUUCUUUUGUUCAGGUAUACAAUAAAAAUACUUUCUAAAAAAAAAAGAUGUUUGUAACAUCAUUGUAUUACUUUUUUAGCCAAGUGUUUAUUUCAAAUUUAUUUUUUUUUUAAAAAAAAAAAAAUGGGCUUACAUUUUUAAUUAGAUAAAUACCUGCUUGACGAAGGAAGGGUUACUUUACUAGUAUCAGAAAUUAUAUUAACAGCAAACAGAAUAUCUUUAAUCGAGAUUUCGUAUUGCAAGCGUUCUUUGCAAAGGCUUAAAGUCAUUGCAUCAAGUGGCUAAAUACAUAUGUACAGUGGCCUAGCCAGGGUGGGGAGGAAAUAAGAAAAUCCCACCCCCCGUGCUCCCACUUGAGGGGAGCCCCCAAAUGAGUGUUUUUUUGCAUUAAAUAUUACGCAAAAUGCAGGAGCCCCCAUAGAGGUCAAGCCCCCCAGGUGCCCCAAAUGAUGGCAAACUCCUAGCUACGCCCCUGUAUCUGUAUCAAAAUUUGUUUUGUGACUGAUAUACAUGUAUAUAGCAUACAAAUAAUUGUUGGACUCAGAAAAUACAUUUAUAUGUAUAUAUUUGUGAACCUUAAAAAUGGAAUUCUCUCCCCUUUAUUGUUUUCCGUCUUCUUUUGUUUGAGAAAUGGUAAUCUAUAAUUUGAAUACAAUUUCCAAAUAAAAUCUUCAAAAUAAUUGUUAAUACAAUUAUGAAAGCAAAAAUUAUACAAACUUUUUUUUUCAAAGUAACUUUAUAAAAUAGGCCUGUUUAAUAAAUUUUUUUUUAUAUCAAAUUCUUAUAGGGGACGAAAUUCUAUUUUUAAAAUCUCUGCUUCUUUCCCUUGUCUUGCGAGUAUUGUGAUCCUGUGUAUCCCAAGCGGUCUUUUCUUUCCAGAAAAGGCCUCAAAUAAAACUUGUGUCUAUGCGUUUGUAUUGGUAUGGUCUUUGAUCUUCAUUUCUUUUUAUAGCGUUUUGUUUUAAUCGUGUCUAAAGAACACAGAAAAAAAAAUUGGUCUGAGGAAUAGAAAUUUUCCUACUUUUAUACUUAUCAACAUUCUAAGAUAUCUGUAACUAAUGUAUAAGUAAUGUUUGAGAUCUGCAUGUCUACAUAAUGCGUUUGUGUGGCCGUGCUUAUAUGCGGACUUGUUGUUAGAGGAGAUAAAGUUUAGACAUAACAAUGUUUCAUGGAGACAUUUCUUUUUAGUGUCUUCUGCGGUAAAGUCCAGUUUGGGGUUAUCUUUUUUUUUCCACUUCCGGUUCGUGUAUUUAUUUUUUUACCUUUAACUUUACGCGACAUCUUUGUUUCUUUUUAUCUCGUUUGUCAGUAUCUGUUCCAAUCUCUGCGUGACUUUUUAUCUGUCAGUCACAGCGUCUUUGUCUCUCUUUCAUUCUAUCUAUCUAUCUAUCUAUCUAUCUAUCUAUCUAUCUAUCUAUCUAUCUAUCUAUCUAUCUAUCUAUCUAUCUAUCUAUCUAUCUAUCUAUCUAUCUAUCUAUCUAUCUAUUUCACACAUACACACAUACAAGAUUGCACAGACACAUUCUUUAUCUCACUAUCCAUCUAUCUAUAAAUCUUUCUUUUUUUUCAAUCUCUCUAUCUAUAUGUCUAUCUCUCUCUCUCUCUCUCUCUAUAUAUAUAUAUAUAUAUAUAUAUAUAUAUAUAUAUAUAUAUAUAUAUAUAUAUAUAUCUGUCUGUCUGUCUAUCUAUCUAUCAAUCGUAAUAGACGGAGCUAUCUAUCUUUUGAUCUAUUUAUCUGUCUCUACACUUGCUCUAAUUUAUUUCCCCCCUUGAUCUCCGUGAUCUCUGUCCUAUGCUCUUAAAAAACAAAAUGUCUAACUUCGUAACAGUUUAAAGAGGAGAAAUCAAUGGAAAGAUUGGCAUAAAAAAACAUGCGCAUUUGUUUCAAAUCUGCAAUGCUAACACAUACAUAAGGUCUACAUAUUUCAUAUUGACAAGUAAAAAGGGAACAGCCGAAAGACAGUCUUAGUUUGAAUAGCAAAAAAAAAAAUUAAAACUAAAAAUAUUUUGUGAAAAAAUAUAAGUGUUGAUGAGAUUUUUAAAAUUACAUCUCUAAAAAGGGGGGGGGAGGUUGAAAAUUUGCAAAAAUAUGGUGCAGAAAUAUUCAGUUAAAUGUUUAUAUUUUCAUUUUCAUUCAUAUUUUAAUCUGACGUUUCCAGAAUAUAAAGAAUUGUUAAGUGAUUUUGGGUUUUGAACAAAUUGAAAAAGAAGUGAACUAGUUUAAGAAAUGUUUGAAAAAAAAAAUUGUACUUGUUUGAAAAUGAACUUGACAUUAAAAUCUUCUGACUCUUUGUUUUAGCGAUGAUCAGAAAUAAACCCAGAAUUAUUUGAGAAAAAAAAACCAAGCUUCUGAAAAUAUAUUUGUUGUAAUAAAAUAAAAAGUUGGUUCUGUAAA